AUGGAGAGUAACCUGCCUGUAGAUACUGACCUGCCGGUAGUCAGUAACCUGCCUGUAGUCACGGACCUGUCUGUAGCCAGGAACAUGCCUGUAGCCAGUGACCUGCCUGUAGCCAGUAACCUACCAGUAGCCACGGACCUGCCUGUAGCCAGUGACCUGCCUGUAGCUACUGAACUGCCUGUAGCAUCUCACUCUGACUCAAGUUGCUAUUUACAAGCUAAGCUUUGCUACAACAGUAAUCUUCACAAUUUACAGACAUCCCUGACUGCUUUUGAUUUUCGUGGAGCAUGCAACGCUUGGUCUCAGCUGUCCCUUUGUACCGGAGCAUUGAGGAGCAACAGCACCUGUCUGCCCGCAUUGAUAGACAACAUUGUGACAAAGUUUAAAGGAGAUGCCUUGCUUGAUGGGUGCGACAGCCAGUGUGGUGACCUGUUGACCAGGUGUUCUAGCACAUCCCUGCUUAACGUGACACUCAACCCCAUCAACAUCAUCAACUGGACGGACGUUUGUGUCCAGGCCCAUGAAUCUCGCCGUUGUAUGAUAAACAUUAGAGAUCUGAGGUCUGGAGAUUGUGAAGGAAAAACACAGUUGGUCUCCCACAUUCUGAACAGUCAGCUAAACUACUUCUCUAAAUACUGCACUACCAAUGGCCAACCCAGCUCCUGUUUGACCAGUCUGGAACAGUGCAAAGUCCAUUUUAUGACGUCACUAGAAACCAACAAUUCUCGGUAUUGCGAGUGA
Molecule: messenger RNA, 741 nt
Organism: Physella acuta
Lineage: Eukaryota; Metazoa; Mollusca; Gastropoda; Physidae
Source: RefSeq, a predicted model, not a curated record